GCUGGGCGGCUUUUUUUUGCCGCGAGAGUGAAGCUAAAGCUUUUGCGCGCCAGAUUUGGUUUGUCAGCCUGUGAGGUUUACUUUGCGCGUUGGGUAUCUGGCGCUUUUUUAACAUAAUAUUUAUAAUAAUAGUGCGUCGUAAGGGAAGGUCGGCUGGGAUUCGAAAUACAGCAGCGUGGAGAAGAAAACUGUGGACGAAAGGACCGGUGUGAUACGCGUUUUAGUUACUGGUGUGCAGUCUACCAGCCGAAGCUAUGGCCGAGCUCCCUGGAUAUUCUCCUAGUUUCAAGCGCCCACCCGGCUUAUUGCGGGUUAAGCGCAAGAGAGCUCGCAGCGAAGGUGUGUGUCUGAACCGCCUAAACUCCCAGUCCAGCCCUGGACAAAAGAUACCCGGCGUGCGGCCUUUCUCCCCUGGCCUCGCACCUGCAGCGCCGAGACCGAGGAACCCCUUCGCCAACAUCGAGAACACGUACUGCAGCCCGAGGAAGAAGAGCUGCGUUAGAAGCCUCGAGAGGUGCGGCCAGGGAUUGCUGGACUGGGAUCAGCGUGCUGGGGCCAAACUGCGAGAGUCGCUGGCAAGCCAGGAGUCACGGUCUCGACUUGUCAGCGAGCCCGACGAGGCCGUGUUUGAGGACGUGGAUUUAUUUGAGAAGGAAGCGGACACUUUAGCUACCCCUAUGAAUAAACGUGAAGCACUUGAGGUCCCACCUUCUGCCACAGAGUUCCCAGCUGACUGGAGCUUGAAGACCCGGCUGCUUUUUACAUCUCAAUUGCCUUUUUCUUGGGCAGAGCACCUGAAGGCUCAAGAGGAGGCACAAGGCCUGUCCCAACAUUAUAGAGGGAUGGUUCAACAUUUACCUCGCAGCAUAUCAGAGCCUAGGAGCUGCUCAGAGUUACGCUGUGCCUUCCAACAAAGCUUGGUUUACUGGCAAUACCCUUCCUAUCCUUGGCUACAGCUUUUCCCUCGUAUUGGUGUGGACCGUAAAAUGGCAGGAAAAUGUACUCCAUGGUCACAGGAUGAAUUGCUACAGCAGCAAAUCCUAAGCGAGUGGUCAUUGAGCUUCACUUCCUUGUAUAACCUGCUGCGCUCACGACUCUGCCCUUACUUCUAUCUUUGUACUUACCAAUUUACUGUGCUGUUCAGAUCAGCUGGUUUAGCAGGCAAUAAGGCCAUUACUGCCUUGCUCUCUCCAACAACCCGUGGACUUCGUGAAGCUAUGAAAAAUGAGGGUAUUGAGUUUUCACUGCCAUUAUUGGAGGAAAGCCGGAAGCGCAAAAAUGUAAAUAGUUCUGAGGUGGUCAGUGAAGGAGGUCUUGACACAGAAACUGAGGAAGGAAAAUUAGUUCACAUGGACAGUGAUGAGGAGGAUGAUGAUGAUGAUGAUGAUGGUGGUUUGUCUUGGCUUGCAGAAAUGGGUGUUCAAGAUGACAUCAGGAAACCAGAUACAAUGUCAAUCAAGCUCCGUAAGGAACGCAGUGAAGUUCGUUUGGACCAUAGGCCCGAGUCAGUGGCUCUGGUAGAAGGAGGCAACACCUUUACAUUGCUCAACUUCCUUAUAAACUUGAAAAGCCUAGUUGCAGUGGCUGGACCACAGGCAGGCCUUCCCCCAACUCUUCUGUCCCCCACAGCUUUUAGAGGAGCUUCAAUGCAGACACUAAAGGCACGCAGUGUGAAUGUGAAGACACAGGUCCGAACAGGCUUGAAAGACUUGUUCAGCCUUGAAGUCACCGGCCCCAUUAUGCCCCAUUCUCUUCAUGCUCUGACGUUGCUUCUGCGCUCGGCCCAGAAAGGGGCAUUCUCUGCAGUCUUCAACACCCACAGCCCAACUGCAAUCUUUAACACAGCUUCUCGCACAGAGAGCACCAGUUUCAAGGAGUCAGCACUGCAGGAUCUGAAGGAUUGUGGCUUGCAUCCAGACACCCUGGUACAGCUGCUGGAGCCUCCUGUGUUAGGAAAACUUGCCUUGAGGCAGCUGGAAAUGAGUGACUACAAAUAUACCUGGAAAUCUUGAGGGUAGGAGAGGGCUCUGUGCCCAUAUUCAGGCACUGCCAAGAUGUUAUUGUGAUUACAGUUUCUGUAGAUGGAUUGCGGCAGAGAGCCAGAGACCCAUCUGUGCACAGCUUUUUUUGUCACUGCCAGCAUCAAAUGAACUGCAGUUAUCUUCUCCAGUUAUGUGCCACAUAACUAUAUUCUGUAUUUGGCAUAAGCAUGUGUUGGGGUCUACUUCACUGGCCGAGAGGAGAGUGCGUGUACUUAAAUGCAAGCAAAGCUUGUAAACACACACGCAGCCUCUUGCAGGCUGGACGUGAAAUGCCACUCCUGCUGAGUGGCUAAAUCAGCUGUUUGAAGAAGAGCUUAGUCUCGUGUGAGCUUUAAUCGAUGUAUGAGGCACGUGAAGUUAAACUGAAAAAGAGCUGGUGAUAUUUUAUAGAUGUAAUAAAAUGUUUUACAUUUUUAGAUUUUA
Polypterus senegalus (gray bichir) is the source of this 2465-nucleotide messenger RNA. Its product is annotated as protein downstream neighbor of son homolog. The record is from RefSeq and is a predicted model, not a curated record. Lineage: Eukaryota; Metazoa; Chordata; Cladistia; Polypteriformes; Polypteridae. Gene Ontology annotation, biological process: nuclear DNA replication. Gene Ontology annotation, cellular component: nucleus. Bases 255 to 2012 code for a protein of 585 amino acids. The transcript is spliced from 9 exons.